Molecule: messenger RNA, 690 nt
Organism: Atta colombica
Lineage: Eukaryota; Metazoa; Arthropoda; Insecta; Hymenoptera; Formicidae
Gene: Blos4
Product: biogenesis of lysosome-related organelles complex 1 subunit 4
Exons: 5
Coding region: 202-672 (156 amino acids)
Cellular component (GO): BLOC-1 complex
Source: RefSeq, a predicted model, not a curated record
UUCGGCGUUUUCAUAGCGCGUAGUAUCGACGUUGGCGUUUGACACCUGUAUCUCUGAGUUUUUGAUAGGAAGAAGAAAAUACGAGUUCUUAAAUUAAUGAUUCUCGAUCAAUUCGAAGAUUUUAUUCAUCUGAAGUGAUAUGUGAAAGUUGUCGGACUAUAUAUUAAUCAUUUUUCAACGUGCUAACAAUAUUAGGAAAAAAUGACAUCUUCCCAAACGACGGAGUUAACCGAGGAAUUGGUUAAAGAUUAUGCGAAUUAUGCAAAAGUGGAUUGGAAUAAUCAGGUGAAAAAUGUUCGCGAUGUCAUAGAGGAUACAUUGAUACGAUUAGAGGAAUUCCAAUCGAUUGUUGCAAUGGUGGAAAAUAGCAGUGCUGAAUGCAUGCAGCAACAUCUUCCAAAGUUACAGCAAAUGAAGGAUGGUAUGGCAACUCUUCGCAAUAGGAUAGAUGCACUGGAGCAUAUUGUUGCAAUGGCAAACAUGAAUUUAAGUACAUUGGAAGCUGCUGUAGACAAGGCAGAAACUGAUCUAGGUGUAUCAGAUAGAUUAUUUGGGAUAUUGAAUCCUCUAUCAUUUUUUAAGAAAACUCAUGAACCAGUUGCGUCAAAUACAACAUCCGUAUAUAAAUCACCCGUAAUUUAUAAAUCUGAUGAUUACUUUCAAAGAGAAUAAAAAAACAUGUACAUAAAA